Molecule: messenger RNA, 339 nt
Organism: Pseudozyma hubeiensis SY62
Lineage: Eukaryota; Fungi; Basidiomycota; Ustilaginomycetes; Ustilaginales; Ustilaginaceae
Exons: 1
Coding region: 1-339 (112 amino acids)
Source: RefSeq, a predicted model, not a curated record
AUGCUGCAUGAUGAAAGCAGACAGCCCACAUGUGACCUUGUGUUCAGCCAGCAGAGAGUCGCAGGGCACAAGUCCCACGUAGGUUACGCCGAGAGCGAUUCUCCUGGCUCAGCAUCAAGGUACCACAUACUGACUCUGAGCCAGAACGGUGCUCGAGUGAGCUCAUUUAGAGGAACGAAGAGCUCGACCGAGGUGUUCCGACACGGCACCGCAGCAACCGGCUCCGGAAGGCACAAGAGAUGGAAUGAAGCCACGAUGAUUGACAACAAGCUCGACAUGAACAGAACCUCGGUGCUUGGAAGCUCAGGCUCAAGCUCACAGCUGAUCAACGUGUUGUGA